Molecule: messenger RNA, 885 nt
Organism: Rotaria sp. Silwood2
Lineage: Eukaryota; Metazoa; Rotifera; Eurotatoria; Philodinida; Philodinidae
Source: the annotation of a GenBank genome assembly
AUGCAAGUUAGUGAAAAGAAAACUUUUAAUUUAUUAAGGAGCUCUGUAACUCAUCUUGAAGAUUUUUGUAAUGAAAUCUUCUAUGAAAUCUUUGAAUUUCUUGAUUUUUACCAUAUAUAUGAAGCCUUUUCAAAACUCAAUUCAAGAUUUACAAAUCUUGUUAAUGGUUCAAAUAUCUCUAUUCGAUUUAAUCUAUCUAAAACAUCGAAAUCGGCUUUUCAGCAUCAUUAUGAACAUAUGAUAAUUCGUAAUGAAUAUCGAAUUAAAUUAUUAUACAUAUCAAAUCCAUUGAUUAUUGACUACGUAUUUUCAUCUUCUAUUCUAUCGAAAUUAAUUCAUCUUGAAAAUCUUAAUCUUCAUAAUAUUCAUUCGAAAUAUAUUGAAGAACUUCUUAUGUAUUUAAUCUGUAUGCCUAAUCUAUCUUCAUUGACUAUCAAUUGUCCAAAUAAUUUGACAAAUAAAAAUUUUAUUUUUCAACAAAUAUUUCUUUUACCUGUAUUAAAAUAUUGCAAACUAUCAUUCGAAGAAACUGAUAAAUCGGAUUCAUUAUCUGUAGCAACUACUAAACAUAGUUCCAUCGAACAACUUACUAUUAUUGGUAAAGUAAAUGUGAACGAAUUCAUUACUAUUCUAUCAUAUAUUCCUCAAAUUCGACGUCUGUCAGUUAGUAAUAUAUAUGAAUCUUCGAAAUAUCAAACAAAGAAAUUUAAUCCAAUUGUAUUAAAUCAUUUGACACAUGUUUAUUUAAAUAUGAAAGAUGUUAAUUUUGAUAAUUUUGAAUCGAUUAUUAAAAACAUGUCUCAUCAAAUUCAAGUGUUAUAUAUUUCGACAAAGAAUGACGAAUUAUUUACGACUGCUAAUCAUUGGCAAGAAUUAAUCGUAUAG